GCGCAUCCGGGACCACUUCCUGUUGCGAUGUUCAGAUAUAAAUACGGCUGGUUAUGAGUCAGAGUUCGUCAGAGAAGAGGAACCCAAUGAUUCCCAUAUGUCCAGUGGUCUCCUUCACCUAUGUGCCCAGCCGGCUAGGUGAAGAUGCCAAAAUGGCUACCGGCAACUACUUUGGAUUUACCCACGGUGCUGCUGCGCAGUACAGUCAGCAGCCGGCCGCUGGGGUAGCCUAUACCCACCCCACUACAGUGGCCAGCUAUACUGUGCAUCAGGCACCAGUGGCAGCUCACACCGUGGCCGCAGCAUACGCCCCCACAGCCGCCACAGUUGCCGUAGCCAGACCUGCACCAGUUGCCGUGGCGGCCACUGCUGCCGCUUAUGGAGGGUACCAGCCUACCCACGCAGCUACUGACUACGGGUACACCCAUCGCCAGCCGGAAGUGCCCCCACCUCCUCCUCCGGUCACAUCCCAGAACUACCAGGAUUCCUAUUCCUACGUUCGAUCCUCAGCCCCGGCUGUAGCUUACGACAGUAAACAAUACUAUCAGCAGCCCACAGCUACGGCAGCUGUAGCGGCAGCAGCUGCCCAGCCACAACCCACUGUGGCGGAAUCCUACUAUCAAACAGCGCCCAAGACUGGAUACAGCCAGGGCGCCACACCGUAUACGCAGACCCAGCAAACGCGUCAAGUGACUGCUAUAAAGCCAGCCACCCCGAGCCCGGCUACCUCCACCUUCUCCAUCUACCCUGUAUCCUCUGCUGUUCAGCCAGUGGCGGCAGCAGCAGCUGCAGCAUCGGUGGUCCCGUCUUACUCCCAGAGUCCCACCUACAGCACUAAUGCUGUCACAUACUCUGAUCUAAAUCAUCAUUUCUUCCCAGGCACAUCGUAUUCAGGGUACGAGGCAGCAGUGUACUCCGCAGCGUCCUCCUACUACCAGCAGCAGCAACAGCAGCAGAAGCAGGCUGUAGCAGCAGCUGCAGCCACUGCAGCGUGGACUGGCAGCACGUACACCAAGAAGACCCCCUUUCAGAACAAGCCACUCAAACCCAAACAGCCCCCAAAGCCACCGCAAAUACACUACUGUGAUGUUUGCAAAAUUAGUUGUGCGGGUCCACAGACAUAUAAAGAGCAUUUGGAAGGUCAGAAGCAUAAGAAGAAGGAGGCAGCGCUGAAGGUUUCUCAGAGCAGUAGCAGCAGUAGCGGAGGAAGCAGCUCCGCCCGCGGCACGCAGAACCAACUGCGCUGUGAGCUCUGUGAUGUCGCCUGCACCGGGGCGGAUGCCUACGCUGCGCACAUCCGCGGAGCUAAGCACCAGAAGGUUGUGAAACUUCACACCAAACUAGGGAAACCCAUCCCUUCAACAGAGCCCAGUGUGGUGACCCAAGCCUCCACAUCCACCACAUCAGCUACCAGUAAGACGGCCAGCGCUGCGAUCAACAGUUCCACAAGCAGCACUGUGUCCUCUUUGUCUUCGUCCUCAAGCAUCUCAAGUUCUUAUCUCAAACCUCUUGGUAUGGUCAACAGCACCCUGACCUCUGCAGUGCAGGGCAAGAGCCCUGCCCCUAGCAGCCUUUCUGCAACCUCAGCUGCAGUCAAAAAGGUCAACACACCCAAGAUCAACUUUGUUGGUGGAAACAAGUUGCAGACUACUGGUGUUAAGAUGGAUGACUCUAAAGUUGAGACUGCUAAACCUGCACAGUUGUCGUUAGUCGCACCAUCUCAGGAGGUUAAAAACGACAUCCCUGAUCCAAUGUCCCCGCAGUCUGCUCUGGCAGCUCUGCAGAGUGAUGUCCAGCCUGUAGGACAUGACUACGUUGAAGAGGUUCGGAAUGAUGAAGGAAAAGUCAUCCGUUUCCACUGUAAACUGUGUGAAUGUAGUUUUAAUGAUCCCAAUGCGAAAGAGAUGCAUCUUAAAGGAAGGAGACAUCGUUUGCAGUACAAGAAAAAGGUGAAUCCAGACCUCCAGGUGGAAGUGAAGCCCAGUAUCAGAGCUCGUAAGAUCCAGGAGGAGAAGAUGAGGAAGCAGAUGCAGAAAGAGGAGUACUGGAGACGAAGGGAAGAGGAGGAGCGCUGGAGAAUGGAGAUGAGGCGCUAUGAGGAGGACAUGUACUGGCGGCGAAUGGAGGAAGAGCAGCACCACUGGGACGACAGGCGCAGGAUGCCAGAGGGUGGAUAUCCACAGGGUCCGCCAGGACCUCCUGGUCUCCUUGGGGUGAGGCCUGGAAUGCCCAUGCCACAGCCGCAAGGACCUGUGCCCCCACGUCGCCCUGAUUCUUCUGACGAUCGCUAUGUGAUGACCAAACACGCCGCUAUUUACCCUUCAGAAGAUGAGCUCCAGGCCAUCCAGAAGAUUGUUUCCAUCACCGAGCGUGCCCUUAAGCUAGUGUCUGACAUUAUCACUGACCAAGACAAGGGCAAAGAGGACGAAAAGGAGAAGAAGGAGCCGCCCAAAGACCGAGCACUGAAGGGUGUGAUGAGGGUCGGUGUCCUGGCCAAAGGGCUGCUUCUGCGUGGAGACAAGAAUGUCAACCUUGUUCUCCUGUGUUCUGAAAAGCCCAGCAAGAGUCUGCUGUCACGCAUUGUAGAACAUCUCCCUAAACAGCUCACACUGGUGACGCCUGAGAAAUAUGAGGUGAAGGGCUCUGUCCAAGAAUCUGCCAUCAUCUUGACGUCCGGUGCUGAUCCCAAGAUGCAGGUGACCAUCACGCUGACCUCACCAGUCAUUCGAGAGGAGGGCCCUCGGGAUGGAGAUGUAACCUCGGGUAUGGUGAAAGACCCAGCGGACGUCUUGGACAGGCAAAAAUGCCUUGACGCUCUGGCUGCCCUCCGCCACGCUAAGUGGUUCCAGGCUAGAGCCAACGGACUGCAGUCUUGUGUGAUUGUUAUUCGUAUCCUGCGUGACCUUUGUCAGCGAGUUCCCACCUGGUCUGCUUUUCCAAGCUGGGCCAUGGAGCUGCUUGUAGAGAAGGCAAUCAGCAGUGCCUCUGGACCAAUGAGCCCUGGUGAUGCGUUACGACGAGUCUUUGAAUGUAUUUCCUCUGGCAUUCUGCUCCCUGGUGGUCCAGGGUUGGUCGAUCCGUGUGAGAAAAAUCCCACAGACACGCUGGGUGCCAUGGAGGAGCAGCAGAGGGAAGACAUCACGUCAAGUGCUCAGUUCGCUUUGAGACUCCUGGCCUUCCGUCAGAUCCACAAGGUGCUGGGUAUGGACCCCCUGCCUCAGCUGAACCAGCGCUUCAACAUGAGGAACAAUCGCAAGAGGCGACGUGACAACAGUGACGGCACCGACGGCUUCGAGGGCGAGGGGAAGAAAGACAAGAAGGAUUACGAUGGCUUCUAAACUUCCACAAGCUUCACAGACUCCCGUGGCCAUUUCAAAUUCUGUGUAUUCCAGUGGUGCGAAAAUCGAUUCCUCUAGGUCUCUGUGCAUGCCAGUAACUUCUCCAGACAUCGUUCUGUGGCUUGUAUAAAAAGUUACUUUAAAAAAUUAAGAAUUAAAAAAAGAAUGUUGAGUGUCACAUUGGCUCAAAGCUUUCCCACUGGUGCCCUUCAGGGGCCGACAGCGGCAGCUUGGGGAAAUGCCUAGCUUCAUUUCCGAUUUUUGAAUUCCGGGGCAUGCCAUGAUUUCUUAAAGCUUUCAGCACAUGCAACACUUUUUGGACUUCCUGAAAGAGCAGGUUAUUGAUUGAUUUUGAUGUGCUCACAUCAGUGAUUUUAAAUAAAAGAUUUUGCUUGUGCUGAUUUCAUUUGGAAAUCUGAGGAUGUCUGUAUACCAACUGGAAACACAGGUAGCCUCUGCUGGUUAGUCUGGUGGCUACUUGUACUUUCCAUACAAAGACGUGGACCUAAAAACGCACAAUUAUUUAAUUAUAGUUAAGGAAUUGAAAUAUAGAAUGAAGGUCCUGGCACUUUUGAGGCGAUGUAUGCCAUCACCUUCUGCAAAAGAAUUCUAUUAACUAAAUUUAAUUUCCCAUUAAAAGUGUGGCUUAUUUUGCUAGUCAGCUAGCAUAGCAUGUGCUAAGCUAAUUUUUCUUUGUUUUUUAACACAAUUUAUCAAGGUUGAGAACAGGUUCAGCUCAAAGAUAACCACACCAGUUAGGAAAAGACUCAACAAUGUGGCUGCGAUUUUUAAUUAUGUGAAAAGGAGAAAAAAAAACAUUUGACAAUAACUUAAGUUUUGCGAUGUAACUUUGCGACGGGUUUUCUUAUUUUUGUUUUGAUCAUUUCUUUUUGUAACUUUUUGUUUUUUGGAUGGAGACAUUCCUCAUAACCACAGAUCCUAAGCUAAAUUGUGACCCAGUUGUACAUUCGUCGUGCUGUGAUGAAUGUAACAACGUUGACUGAACGUUUUGAAGCCUACUCGCAUGUGUUCUGUAGAGCUAAUACAUCCUGAAGGCUGUCAGCUUUUAGCCAUUUGUGAAGCGCCUCCUAAACCUCCUUAAAGGCUGUGUUCAGACUGACGGUCCAGAUUUUUCACUUUAGAUUGAAAUAGAUUUGAUUUGUCCGAACACCACAAACCUCUUUCUGUCACUCUUUAUUUACAGAGCUCAUUGUUUGUCACAUUGUAACAUGUCUCAUUGAAAUCUGGUCUGAGUGUCCUGACUGAGAUGCAUUUCUACGAUUUUAAUCUGAGCGUCCAGGCUGAGUCUCGUUUCUAGGAAUCCAAUCUAAGCCCAGACUGAGACGCGUUUCUAGGAAUCCGAUCUGAGCGUCCAGGCUGAGACGCGUUUCUAGGAAUCCGAUCUGAGCGUCCAGACUGAGUUUUAAUGUAUCCGAUUUGUAAGUCAGUUUCAAAACUCCUUCAGAUGUGUUUACUAUGAUACAAUACAAUUCUGUGUAUUUUUCUUCAUUGUGAAACAGUAGAUUUGAUUUGCAAAAUCUAAUUUUAUGCGGUUUUGGCUGUCCACACUAUCAAAAGUCUGAAUCCAAAUCAAAUUGGGGCUAUCAGUCUGACCAUACCCUGAUAUAUGUAAGUGGUGUAAAGCUGAGCUUGUUCAAAGGCUAGACUGUGCAAGUGUCUCAUGUUCACAGGCUUUUGUUGAGUAGCUGUAUUGCAUUUCUAAAAAGACACUGAUCCUUGAGAGCAGACUUGGGUCCAAUACAUGUACAGUGGGCUUUCCAGUGGUCAAUUGGUUUGUACAGGAUGUCAAAUGAACUAAAGUGAGGUCAAAACAGCGCUGUGCUAAAGACCACAGCAUUUGCACCACAAUCCUCUGUAUUGCUUCUGCUUUACUAGAUUUGCAUAGGAAGUGAUGCACCCUGAAGGAGCAGGUCAGUUCUAGACUGAGUAUAAACGAUGUUAUUAAUAUUAAUGUAUUAAAAUUAGCAGCAGUUGACCCAAGUCUGCCCGAGCUCCUUGUGUUCAUAGUGUUGUAAUCCCCAAAUGUAUCUUUGUGUGUACAUAUACAUAUAUGACCAUAUGUAGCUCUUUGUAGGCUAUAUGUGAUCUCUAAUAUAUGACCAUUAAUAAGCCUCUAUCUAAUCGCGCAAUAGAUUUUCGAAAAAAAAAAAAAGUCUGUAUAAUUUUAUGAACGCAUGGCCGAGUGUUGAAGUUUUGUUCUUGUUUUAUAGAUUUUGAGUUUUAUCAGUUUGAUAGAUGAGCAGCUGCUUGCCCUUUUCCUCGGUUUAACAGUUCCUAGUUUGGUGAGAAUCUAUUGAAGAGGGAGGGGGGCGGGGUUAUGUCUGUGUUGUAAUUGCGGAUGUAAAUCUAUCCUUUCCGUCGCCUGUCAAUCGCUGUCACGGUACUGCUGCAUAACAAUAGACAUAAUAAAGACCUUUACAGAA
Astyanax mexicanus (Mexican tetra) is the source of this 5782-nucleotide messenger RNA. It is a transcript of the gene zfr, whose product is annotated as zinc finger RNA binding protein. The record is from RefSeq and is a predicted model, not a curated record. Gene Ontology annotation, molecular function: single-stranded RNA binding; double-stranded RNA binding; zinc ion binding. Bases 54 to 3338 code for a protein of 1094 amino acids. The transcript has 20 exons. NCBI's taxonomy places the organism in Eukaryota, Metazoa, Chordata, Actinopteri, Characiformes, Acestrorhamphidae. Gene Ontology annotation, cellular component: precatalytic spliceosome.